Gossypium raimondii (Peruvian cotton) is the source of this 2492-nucleotide messenger RNA. RefSeq names its product probable receptor-like protein kinase At1g11050. The record is from RefSeq and is a predicted model, not a curated record. Gene Ontology annotation, molecular function: ATP binding; protein kinase activity. Gene Ontology annotation, biological process: protein phosphorylation. Lineage: Eukaryota; Viridiplantae; Streptophyta; Magnoliopsida; Malvales; Malvaceae. Bases 179 to 2131 code for a protein of 650 amino acids. The transcript has a single exon.
AGGAAAAAGAAAAAAAACAAGAAACAAAGCAGCCAAAUAAGAUUUGAAAUGCAGGAUGAGUUCGUUUGACCCAGUGCUGAUUCCCUCAUUCUCUGCAACUUCCGUCCUGUUUGUCUUUGUCAUCACCCUUAUCUUCCCUUUUGCCUGAAAAUCUACCAAUCUUCAACGAAAAACAAAGAUGCACAGACAGAACAUGAAGAUUGGUUUCGAGGUUGCUUGUUUUGUUUUCAUGUCUGCCCUUCCCUUCAUCUUAGCUGAUUCGCCUCCUGCUUCCACCACCAACUCAUCUGUAAACUGUCCAAUGGACCUCAACUAUGUGACAAGAAUCCCAUGGAACUCAUCUCUUUGUCUUAACUUCCACCCUAACUCAAACUCCAAAGCUGAAACUGCACAAGAAAACUGCUGCAUAUCUGUCUUAUCGGUCUUUGGUAUUGGACUUGCCCAACAUCUUAAACAAACCUCUCUCUUCGGGCUACCCAAUUUGGCGGCUUCUCUGUCGUGUCUUGAAGAUUACCAGUCAAAACUCAACUCACUUUCUCUUCCUAAUAAUCUUGUUUCCCUCUGCGUUGAGCCUGAGCAGUUUGUGGUUACGCCUGAGCUUUGUGCCGGCAUACAAACAACACAAGAUUGGGUCGCAAAGCUUGGGGAAUCCACUGAACUUGACCAGGGUUGCAGAUCUGAUCUCAGUGAUCUCACUGCUUGUGAUACUUGUCUUCGUGCAGGUAACCAAGUUCAGACUGAAUUGAUCUCCAUUGAUGGUAAUACAACUCACAGUACAGAUUGUUUUUAUUUUACUGUUCUAUAUGCUGCUGGGAUCGCUAAUGAGCUUGGACCUGAAAGUAAUGGGGCUUUGAAAUGUGCUUUCUCGUUGGCUUUGAAUGAACAAUCUAGUUCAUCCAGUAAAAGACAUUCAGUCCUUGUUUUUGGCUUGACUGGUGCUGGGGUUGCGCUUCUUGUUGCCUUUUGUUUAUUGGGGUUAUACUUUUGGUAUGAAAAAAGAAUUACAAAGAAACGUGUUGGUAUCUCCGGUUCUAAUUUUGAAGAACAAAGGUGUAGGCCAAAUUUGAGGCCUAAUACAGGUUCGAUUUGGUUCAAACUAGAGGAUCUUGAGAAGGCGACUGAUAAUUUUGCAAACAAGAAUUUUAUAGGGAGAGGGGGGUUUGGUUUUGUUUACAAAGGGGUUUUACCAGAUGGGAAAGUGGUGGCUGUAAAGAGGAUUAUAGAAUCAGAGUUCCAAGGAGAUGAAGAGUUUUGCAAUGAAGUUGAGAUUAUUAGCAACUUGAAGCAUAGGAAUCUGGUGCCUCUUCGAGGUUGCUGUAUGAUGGAGGGUGAUGAAAGCUACGAUGACAAAGGGUGUCGAAGGUAUCUUGUCUAUGAUUACAUGCCGAAUGGAAAUCUCGAUGAUCAUUUGUUCCAUUCGAAACUGGCAAGUAAACCAUUGAGUUGGCCUCAGAGGAAGAACAUAAUUGUGGAUGUGGCAAAAGGGUUAGCUUAUUUGCACUAUGGAGUGAAGCCUGCGAUAUAUCAUAGGGACAUUAAGGCUACGAAUAUACUGCUCGACACUGAAAUGCGAGCGAGAGUGGCUGAUUUCGGGUUGGCAAAGCAGAGCCGAGAAGGCCAGUCUCACCUUACUACUAGAGUGGCAGGAACUCAUGGAUACUUGGCCCCUGAAUAUGCUCUUUACGGCCAACUGACCGAAAAGAGCGAUGUUUAUAGUUUCGGUGUGGUUGUUCUAGAGAUAAUGUGUGGGAGAAAAGCUCUCGAUUUGUCAUCAUCGGGUUCACCGCGUGCGUUUUUGAUAACAGAUUGGGCUUGGUCACUGAUAAAGGCAGGACAACUGGAUGAGGCUUUGGAUCGUUCGUUGAUCGACAACGGGGAUUCCGUGAAUUCAAACCCAAAGGCUAUAAUGGAGAGAUUUGUGCAGGUUGGGAUUUUGUGUGCUCAUGUAAUGGUAGCUUUAAGGCCUACUAUUUUGGAUGCACUGAAAAUGUUAGAAGGUGAUAUCGAAGUUCCUCGGAUCCCAGAUCGACCAAUGCCAAUCGGACACACUUCAUUUUACGAUGGCAAUGCUUUCAGCAUCUCACCAGCAUUAAGUCAGCCACAAAUGCACACAGAAGACAUGCUUAGGUAAUCUGUAAUUGUUUGUGGUUUGUCACACUGUUGUAGUUAGGUUCUAUAGGCUAACUGAAGUUGUUCUUACAAGCUCAAGCUCUAUUUUUCCAUUCUUAUGAUGUCUUUAGUAAAACAAUGAAUUUUACAUUCAUGAUCAUGGAAAAUAGAGUGGCAGUUACAUUCUUGCUUCAUGUUGAUGCAUUGGAAUGUAAAUAUGUGGAGCUCAUUUUGAGCUCAAACAUUCAUUUUUUUGGGUGAUGCGAUACCUCGUGUAUGUAGGUUUUGUAUGAUUAUUAUACACUAGCUCCACCUUGUUGUACUAGUUUGUGCCGUGGUGAAUUUGGGUAAAUAUCAAUUUAUGAAGGUCUCAACAUUUCUUU